AUGGACUCGAACAUAUUAUACACCCAGGAGGGCGUCGUCGUUAUAUCCUACACCACAUUAGUAUCAUCUCCUCUGUCUUUGAAAGACUCCAUAGAGCAUGCGUUUGGGUCCGGUUCGAGAUCGUUGGGAAUCAUCAUCGUUCGCGAUUUACCGCCCGUCUAUAUCACGUAUCGGGAACGACUGUUGAAGCUAGCCUACCAUUUUGCAAACCUGGACGAAAGCACUCGCGAUAAGCAUGUACAUGCAGAAAGUAGAUACAGGUGA
Laccaria bicolor S238N-H82 is the source of this 264-nucleotide messenger RNA. RefSeq lists its product as uncharacterized. The record is from RefSeq and is a predicted model, not a curated record. The coding region runs from base 1 to 264 and encodes 87 amino acids. The transcript has 2 exons. Lineage: Eukaryota; Fungi; Basidiomycota; Agaricomycetes; Agaricales; Hydnangiaceae.